Gossypium raimondii (Peruvian cotton) is the source of this 911-nucleotide messenger RNA. Its product is annotated as heavy metal-associated isoprenylated plant protein 26. Gene Ontology annotation, molecular function: metal ion binding. Bases 236 to 697 code for a protein of 153 amino acids. Lineage: Eukaryota; Viridiplantae; Streptophyta; Magnoliopsida; Malvales; Malvaceae. The transcript is spliced from 2 exons. The record is from RefSeq and is a predicted model, not a curated record.
AGGAGGAAUUUGGACUUCACCUCACCUGUAUCAUUCUCACUCAUUCACUCCUACACAGUUGAAAAACCCUUUAAUUUUAAAAAGGAUAUUUUGGUUAUAUACUGAGAAAUCCAACUUCUUUUGUAUCUUUAUCCUUUUGGUACUUCAAUUAUCAAAAGAAAGAAAAGCAUCAACAACAACAACAAAAAGCCCAUACACUUAAGUGAAAAACCAGACAAGAGAGAAAACAAGAAAAAUGGGUGUUCUGGAUCAUGUUUCAGAUCUGUUUGACUGUUCUCACAGUUCCAAGCACAAGAAACGUAAGCAGUUGCAGACGGUGGAAAUCAAGGUGAAAAUGGACUGCGAAGGAUGCGAACGGAAAGUGAAAAAAUCAGUGGAAGGGAUGAAAGGGGUGACACAAGUGGACGUGGAGCGGAAGGCCAGCAAGUUGACGGUCGUCGGAUAUGUGGACCCGAAGAAGGUCGUGGCACGAGUGGCGCAUCGGACGGGGAAGAAGGUGGAGCUAUGGCCCUAUGUGCCGUACGACGUGGUGGCUCACCCAUACGCCCCCGGGGUUUACGAUAAGAAGGCUCCGGCUGGGUACGUCCGCAACGCCGAGGACCCGCAAGUGUCGCAUCUCGCACGUGCUAGCUCCACUGAAGUUAGGUACACCACAGCUUUCAGCGACGAAAACCCUGCUGCUUGUUCGGUUAUGUGAUUGAUUGAGAAUAUGAUUAAACCCCACAAAAAAGAAAAAGGUGAUACCAAGAUAUUUUGUGGUAGCAGUGAAUUGAUUUUGUGUGUUGGUAAAUUUGUAUUAGUUUAAGGAUUUGGUUGUAAAAUUUGCUAUCUUGGGUUUUUAUCUACAUUUCUAUUUGUGUAUUUUGGACUGUAUCAUAAUGUUUUCUAGUGGAUAACAUUUGGAAGUAAAA